AAUAUUAAUGUUAAUUAGCGUGGCCGGCCAACAUCAACAACAACAUAAGUUGUUUCAUUUCUUCCUCGUCUUGACACGUGGAUCUCUCCCACUUUAACAAGACGGCGGCCGUCCAUUCUACACAACCAAAAAACUUUCCACAUCACAAUCAUAUCAUAUACUAUAGUAUAACCUCUUUCCCUCACCAUUAAGCCAACCACAACACUCCAAUUUAAACCAAACUUUUAAAACUUCACACUAUAUAUACAUAAAUCUGAAUCUCAUAAUUAACUAAGGUUUAUAUCUCCCACUCCCAAGUUAUAAAGUCUAAUAUCAAAACAAAACAUUUCUUACCAUAAUGGCCUGGACUAGAGGUAGAAUCAUCGGCCGGGGCUCAACCGCCACCGUCUACCUCGCGGAACAUCGCGAUUCAGAUGAAGUGUUUGCGGUGAAAUCUACGGAGUUUCACCGCUCGGAGUUUCUGAAGAGAGAACAAGAGAUUCUCUCGAAGGUUGAUUGUCCACAAAUUGUGGACUACAGAGGUUGUGAUGUCACGUUUGAGAAUGGUGUUCAUUUGUUAAAUUUGUUCAUGGAGUAUGCAUCUAAGGGAACACUAGCUGAUGCGGUUCGGAAUGGGAAUGGAAAUGGAAAUGGAAUGGAAGAAGGUUUGGUGGGAUUCUACGCGCGCCAAAUUCUACUUGGACUUGAUUACCUUCAUUCGAAUGGUAUAGUGCAUUGUGAUUUGAAGGGACAGAAUGUGUUGAUGACGGAACAAGGUGUGAAGAUUGCUGAUUUCGGUUGUGCUCGGAGGGUGGAGGAGGAGUUGGUGAUUUCUGGUUCGCCGGCUUUCAUGGCGCCGGAGGUUGCGCGUGGGGAGGAGCAGGGGUUUGCUGCUGAUGUGUGGGCUUUGGGAUGUACUGUGUUGGAGAUGAUCACUGGGAAAAUGCCGUGGCAGGGGGUUUCUGAUCCGGCCGCGGUUUUGUAUCGGGUUGGAUUCUCCGGGGAUGUGCCGGAGAUUCCUAAUUUUGUGUCGGAGCAGGGGAGGGAUUUUUUGAGGAAGUGUUUGAAGAGAGAUCCAAAUGAGAGGUGGUCGGUGGUUGAGCUUCUCGGACAUGAGUUUGUUGGGAAGUUUAAGGAAUCUAUGUCUGAUUUGGAAACUCCGACGACUGUGUUGGAAGGAGGUUUUUGGGAUUGGGAUUCUUUGGAAACAACUCAGGAGGUGGGUUCCACAUCUGAUUGUUGUUCCUUGGAUUCUUCGAGUCAUUCUUCGAGUAAUUCUUCGAGUCCGCGAGACAGAAUUCUAGGAUUGUGUUCCAAUGAGACAGUUUGGGAAUUUGAUGAUGAUGAUGAUGAUGAUGAUGAUGAUUGGAUCACUGUGAGAAGCAAUGGAGAGGAUUUGGAUGCAAUGUCAUUUGGAAAAAUGGAAGAGAAUGAAUCAGACAUUGUUCUUGAAUUUGGUGAUCAUGAGAUUGAUUUGAGUUUGGUAGAUUUUUAUGAACCAAAAAUUGUAGUUGAAUUGAGUACAUGGAAUGUCAAUUUUGAUUAUUGGUGUUUUAGAAGCUGCAAUUGUGGCUGUUUUGUUAGUGAUUUUUUAUCAGUUUGUCAAUCUAGAAAGAUUGUUCUCUAUGUAAUAAUUGAUUCUCAGAAGAAAAACAAAGAAAUUUUUAUCAUCCCCUGCUUUCUACUUUUUGCUUUCUCUUUAACUUCUCAUUGGAUAGACAGAUUGAACAUUUUACAAUAUAAUAAGAAAAAUUAUGUGUCUGGUUAGAUCAAAUAAGUUAAG
Molecule: messenger RNA, 1762 nt
Organism: Vicia villosa (hairy vetch)
Lineage: Eukaryota; Viridiplantae; Streptophyta; Magnoliopsida; Fabales; Fabaceae
Product: mitogen-activated protein kinase kinase kinase 18-like
Exons: 1
Coding region: 338-1747 (469 amino acids)
Biological process (GO): protein phosphorylation
Molecular function (GO): ATP binding; protein kinase activity
Source: RefSeq, a predicted model, not a curated record